GUGAUCAUUUGUCAUUGUUGAUAAUGAGCAGCACUUUGUGCGUCACGGUGCGCCCGAGGCUCUCCACCCUGCAUGUAAAUUGUAGACAGAGCAGCAUGUGACCCUCUAUCCUCCAGUAGUCCUGCGAGCGUCAGUCAGCGGGCAACCAUACCGACACACAACUGCUGGCCGGCGGAGGCGUUCAUGAAUCGUUCCACAUUUUCUCCGUUCGUCAUAAACCCUGGAUGUUGUUGACCGCUGCCAAAGACUCACGGACUGAGGCCUAGACUGAAAUCCAGCUGUCACUCCUCAGCAUCUCUCCUAUAGUUACAUUCGUCCACCUCUUCUCCACUCUCCGCCUGUAUCUCCUUGUUCUGUUCCCAUCGGACUCUGUCUCGCUCUCUCUUUCUCUCUCCACCCCCACCCCCUUCCCUCCCCUCAGCCUCCCUGAUGCCUAAGAACAGCAAGGUGACGCAGCGUGAGCAGAGCAAUGAGCACGUCACAGAGUCGGUGGCUGACCUGCUCGCACACGAGGAACCGCUGGACUACAAGAGCAGCUCCCUGAACGUCAUAGGGGCCGCCGGGAAAAAGGUCCCGCAGAUAGAGGUGCCCGAAGACGAUGGACGCCCCGCCUGGAACAGCAAACUGCAGUACAUAUUGGCCCAGGUGGGCUUCUCUGUAGGCCUGGGAAACGUGUGGCGCUUCCCUUACCUGUGCCAGAAAAAUGGAGGAGGUGCCUAUUUGGUUCCCUACUUCAUCCUCCUCCUCCUAAUUGGCAUCCCGCUCUUCUUCUUGGAGCUGGCAGUGGGUCAGAAGAUCCGACGUGGGAGCAUCGGGGUCUGGAACUAUGUCUGUCCCAGUUUGGGUGGGAUAGGAAUGUCCAGUCUGAUGGUGUGUGGCUUUGUGGGUCUCUACUAUAAUGUGAUCAUCGGCUGGAGCAUCUUCUAUUUCUUCCAGUCCUUCCAGUAUCCUCUUCCAUGGAGCGAGUGCCCAAUCAGAAGGAAUGGGACACUUGCCAUUGUGGAGCCGGAGUGUGACAAAAGCUCAGCCACGACCUACUUCUGGUACCGUCAGACCCUGAACAUCACCAGCACCAUCGCAGAGAGCGGCGGCCUUAACAUAAAAAUGACCCUGUCUCUGCUGGUGGCCUGGAUCAUUGUCUGCCUCGCCGUCAUCAAAGGAAUUGCCUCCUCUGGGAAGGUGAUGUACUUCAGCUCUCUUUUUCCAUAUGUGGUGCUGUUCUGUUUCCUGGUCAGAGGUUUAAUGCUGAAGGGAUCAGUGGAUGGCAUUGCUCACAUGUUCACUCCCAAGUUAGAGAAGAUGCUGGAGCCCCAAGUGUGGAGGGAGGCAGCCACCCAGGUCUUCUUUGCCCUGGGUCUGGGGUUUGGAGGAGUCAUAGCCUUCUCUAGUUACAAUAAGAUUGAUAAUAACUGUCAUUUUGAUGCCGUGCUCGUCUCUUUCAUCAACUUCUUAACUUCCAUUUUGGCCACACUAGUGGUGUUUGCCGUGCUGGGCUUCAAGGCCAACAUCAUGAAUGAAAAGUGUGUCAUAGAGAAUGCAGAGAAGAUCCUGGGAUACCUCAACUCUGACGUCCUGAGCCACGAUCUCAUCCCGCCACAUGUAAACUUCUCCCAUCUCACCACAUCAGACUACGCAGAAAUGUACGGGGUCAUCAAAGCGGUUAAAGAGGGCGGCUUCGCCCAGCUGGGUCUGGAGCCUUGUCUCCUGGAGGACGAGCUGAACAAGUCUGUCCAGGGUACCGGCCUGGCCUUCAUCGCCUUCACAGAAGCCAUGACCCAUUUCCCAGGGUCUCCGUUCUGGUCUGUCAUGUUCUUCUUCAUGCUCAUCAACCUUGGUCUGGGCAGCAUGAUCGGCACCAUGACUGGCAUUACCACACCUGUCCUCGACGCCUACAAGGUCCAGAAGGAACUUUUCACAGUGUGUUGCUGCAUUGUGGCCUUCUUCUGUGGCCUGUUGUUCGUUCAACGCUCAGGGAAUUACUUCGUCACCAUGUUUGAUGAUUACUCUGCCGGACUGCCUCUCACAGUAGUGGUUAUCCUGGAGAAUCUGUCUGUUGCUUGGAUUUAUGGCACAAAAAGGUUCAUGCAGGAUCUGGAGGACAUGUUGGGUUUCCGACCAUGUAUAAUCUAUUUCUACCUGUGGAAGUAUGUCUCCCCUCUGUGUCUGAUUGUGCUCAUCUCAGCCACUGUCAUAGAGAUGGCCAUCAGCCCACCAGGAUACAAUGCCUGGGUCGAAGAGCUGGCUCAGGAACGCUUCCAGAGCUAUCCCCCCUGGGCACUGGCCAUGUGCUUUGCUCUCAUUGUCGUGGCCAUGCUUCCUCUCCCUGUUGUCUUUAUCGCUCGUCGCUUAAACCUGAUGUCAGACGGCUCCAACAAGCUGUCUGUCUCAUACCGUAAAACCAUGAUGAAGGACAUGUCCAAUCUGGAGGAGCAGGACGAGGCCAGGUUCAUCCUUGGCGCCAAGCCUGGCGAGGCUCCUUCAUCAGCACCAGCACAAAGGGCCUAUCUGACUCCAGGAGGGACCAAAACCCUGGAUGCCAACUCCCUGUCACCAAACAGCUGCUACGGUACGAGCUACCAGAACGCUGCCAUCAGCCCCACUACACCAACUACACCAACCACGCCAGAGUCUGACUCUUGACUGCUGUCCAAACACCCCUCUGACACCCAGUAGCAGUUUACCUUCCAGCCAUAAAGUCUCCACCGAGGGUCACUGCAGUGCUGAGAAUCCCCACCACUGCCCAACCAACACCAAAAUCUGUAUGUAGCCGCCCAAUUUAUCUGAACACAUGCUUUCCAAAAUAAUCCCAAGGAACCAUCUGCAGCAGGAUGGGGGAAAAAGACAAAAAUCACUCUUAACAGUAAUUGAAACAUGGAAAUCAGGGUGAUACUGACAGUAACACUGUAAGUCUAAAUAUAUUCUGUAUAUAACAUCAUAGGAUUUAUGUGCUUAAAAUGAAGUUCUGUGAUUCUCUUUUUUUGACUAGUAUAAGGAUAUUCAGCGGACACAGCCUCCCUCCCACACACACAGUUUAAUGUUAAUGCACAUCCCCAUCUGCACAGAGCAGGGGAUGAAAGAAUGAAUGUAGUGGACGCGGCGUGGUCCUGCUGGUUGAACUGGUUUUCACUGGCACAGAGAGCCAAGACAAAUGUGAGUUUAUUAUUUUAAGGUUUAAAGCCUGUCCUCCGUAGAUGUACUGUGUGCCAUACAGUCUAGUCUCUUAUGUAGUGAAUUAAGUGUCUACACAAGCACCUCUGUUUUUAUGUCUGAGCUAGAAAACACUUCUCAUUGUGUAGAUCUGUUUUCACAGAGCUGUGUUUUGUAAACUAUACUUAAGGCUGCUCUAAAGACCUAUGGAUCUAUGAUCCAUACCCUGUUGUGUUUUUCUUGUAGCCAGUAUUGUGUAUCUGUAAACAAUGGUAUGCAGUAUAGUAACAUGGAAAUAGGAUAUUAUUUAUGUUCUAAAGCCACAUUCUCAUCAUCUGUUACACACACAUUGUAACAUGUGAAAAUCACUCUUUUAGUUUCUCCUCCUGAGUAACUUGUAGACAACAAAGCACUUGAAAUGUAUUUAUGUUAAAGUAUAAAGAAAGGAUAUGCUGAGUUAUGUUGAAAGUGAACUACAAAUAGCUUUUUUUAAGCUCAUGAGAUUAAAACAUAAAGUAUUCAAAUUCUUUAUUGACAGAAAGCACAGCUUGCUCAUGGGAAGUUGAAACAAAUGGCCAUUCCUCGCUUAAUGCAUUUUUAACUUUCUUCCUAUAAUGCUACAAAAGCACAAAGAGAUUUUACACAAGUAUUGUGCACAGUUAAAUUAAUGACCGUAAUUGUUGACGUAUAGUUUUGAAGAUUUAUGCACACGUGAAAUUGAAAGACUAUCAGCAGUUAAAUAUGUCCCGCACAAUGAGUAAGCAAUAUAUAUUUCUAUCGCAGCUCAAACUAUGUUCGAUAUGGACCAAAAACAUAAUGAAUAUGAAAUAGAAAAUUCAGCAAUGGACCAAAAGAUUGAGGAAUUUAAGGAACAGAUAUCCAAGUAAUGUAAUAUUAAUCUCGCACCUAUGCUCAAAUGCACACAUGCACACUGUUUCUGUAUAUUUGUGGAAUAACAAACAUGAAGUGUUAUUGAAACAAACACUAGGCUUUCUUUGUGAUGAAGAUCUUUGACUUCAUGUUAAACCAGUCUGGGUAACGUUAGUAAGAUGGAUAUAUUUCCCUGAACCUGAUUCAUUUUUGUAGAGAAUAGUGCAUAGUGGUGUGCAAACUGUCAAACAGUCUGAGCUGAGCACAUUCAAGUUCCUGUUACAUGGAAGGGGAUACCUUUAUUUAUUUUUUGUUACAAUAUUCUAAGCCAUGGUGUUAACAAUUAAAUGGACUAUAUUUAUAUUCCUGUAUAUUUAUCUUUAAAAAGUAGUCAGUAUAUUUUCCUCUUGUGUGAUGCUUAUUCAAAUUGUAUAUUUAAAGAGGUAUCUAUUUUGUAGUUUGUGUAGCUAAUUCUUGUUGUGGAAUGUGAAAAUGCUGCUUGGAGGUAGAGGUGAUGUGGGAUGUGCAGAGAAGUCUUGUCUGGGUGGCAGCUAGUUCUCUGUUGUAUCCAUGAUGAGCUGUGUGUUCUUCUGGCUGUGCCCACUCACCUAUACCCACUUUAGCUUUACUGGUAUGCCUGACAGGAUAUCUCUCAAAAAAUGUUCUGCCUCAGCUGUACUUGACAUGAAUGCUCAAAUAGCAUGCUAACAUGCUAAAUGUAUGAAAACACACACUUUAAAGUACAUGCUAAACAUUAGCAUUUGAUUAUGCUUCCUUUAGCAUGACAAGAUUAUUAGCAUACUAACCUAAAAUUUGAAAUGUUGCAUGGAAUAUCACCAUACUAUCCAAUAGUUGCUAGCAUGAAUGUUAAAAUGCUAACAAACCUUCAGUUAAAAUUCAGCAUAUGCACAAUUUGGGCAGAAUGUGAUGAACAGGAACACAUUAUUUUGACUGACUCAGGAGUGUUGGUUACCCCAUUGAUUGCCUUGUAGUCCUUUAAACAGCCAAUAAUAGCUACUUUUGCAGUGUUACAAAUUUGGAGCAGUUCAUUUACAAGUUAAAUCAAACCCAAACAAACACUGUAUCGCUCUUUUUAAAGGACCAGUGUGUGGGAUUUAGGGGAAUCUAUCGGCAGAAAUGGAAUGUAGUAUUAAUAAUAGUGUUUUUUUAUUAGUGUAUAUUCACCUAAAACUAAGAACAUUUGUCAAUCACACUAAGCUGCUUUCAUAGCGUAUAAUGAGCCUUCAUAUUUACGUAGUGAGUGGGUCCUCUUCCACAGAGCCCGCCAUGUUGCACCGCCUUAUUUCCACAGUUCAAACAAACCAAAAACUCUAAAAAGGAACUGAAGCCCACCAUGCGUUCUACUACACACUUGCAAAGGGAUGUGUAGGGAGAGGGUUAUUCAGUUGGUGGCAGGGCUUGACAUUAACGUAUUGAGGCACUUGUUCUUUGGACAAGUACAUUUACGUUUCACUUGUCCAUGCACAAAAGUCCCUUGUCCGGGUAAAGAUUUUUCAUUUUAU
Messenger RNA from Etheostoma cragini (Arkansas darter), 5540 nucleotides. Its product is annotated as sodium-dependent neutral amino acid transporter SLC6A17-like. Bases 430 to 2640 code for a protein of 736 amino acids. Gene Ontology annotation, cellular component: plasma membrane; synaptic vesicle. The transcript is spliced from 13 exons. The record is from RefSeq and is a predicted model, not a curated record. Gene Ontology annotation, biological process: sodium ion transmembrane transport; proline transport; L-leucine transport. Lineage: Eukaryota; Metazoa; Chordata; Actinopteri; Perciformes; Percidae.